GGUCGGGAAUCUCACGAUUGGUCGGCUUCGCCAAGGUCACGUCAUGCUAAUUUUUUUUUUUGCGGGCGGUAAAUCACGCCUGUCAUCCUAUCAGCACUGCCUCGUUCCAAAACCCCAAACAAGUCACCAUGGACGCAUCGAUAGAGACACAAGCGACGGCGACAGAGGCAAUAAUGACAGAAGUUGGCUUCCAGGCGGUCUCCAGAUGGAUCGCAGCCGACGACGACGGCGAGGCCUUUGUGUUUCGCAAGUUUGACCGGCUGGCCGCCCGGAACCUGCUAUACUUGCAGGCCCGUAUGCUGGCGCUCGAGGAGCGAAUAAACAAAAUUGAUGGUGCAGCCGGCAGCAUGGAUAUGCUGCAGGUCUUGCGCAACUGGGAAAUGCUCGUAGCGAAGAGCGAGGACUCAAAAGUCCACAUUGAAGCUAGGGAAAAGAUGAAGAAGCAGAUAGACUUACAUGAGGAGUUGCAAAAGACGAUAAAAGAGUAUCAUGAAGCACUCGACCUGCAAAGCCGCAUUGCCAAUUUCAGUGGGCCAAGUAGACGGGUCCUGGGUGCCUACAGAGGCUGGCUAGAAUCUUCAAACAAUUUAAAAGGAUUGUCUAGCCGGUUCCUGGAUGACAAGCAGGACCUGGUCGCGCUCAAGAAGACAGAAAACCACGACUCCUUGUCCGAGCUGCUGCGGUGGUUAUGGCCAGCUAGUAGCGUCACCUCUGCCAACGACGCGGGCAACAUCGCCCGCUUCCGCGAAAAGUCCCUCGCGAGAUGGGCCAACAUCAUCAGCACGCUGGUGGCGGUCGCGCUGCUCGUCGGGUCCAUCGUGGGGCUGUACUUUGUGGCCGACCUCAAGAUCAAGUUCAUCAUGAUCGCCGUCUUUGCCGCCUUCUUCGCCCUGAGCCUGGGCGUCAUCACCAACGCCAGGCGGCCAGAGGUCUUUGCGGCCACUGCGGCAUAUGCCGCUGUUCUGGUGGUUUUUGUAAGCAAUCAGGAUCUCGCUGGUCAAAGUGGGACCUAAAAAAGGGGGGCAAGGGCAGUAACUUUGGUCUCCAAGCGACUGUAUGAUUAUGUCAUUGUUCGUGUCGCUGCCUCUUGUGAUCGAGAGAGCAUUCAGGGUUGAGGUAAACAGGUGAUGGGCGCCAAAGGGGUAACUUCGCCCAUGUGCGGGCCGACUGCCUCAAAUAGCAACUGUAACGACCAAUUUGUGUAGGUAGCAAAGAAAGACAGUCCUAGCCAUCCGCAUCCA
Molecule: messenger RNA, 1241 nt
Organism: Pyricularia oryzae 70-15
Lineage: Eukaryota; Fungi; Ascomycota; Sordariomycetes; Magnaporthales; Pyriculariaceae
Exons: 4
Coding region: 129-1013 (294 amino acids)
Source: RefSeq, a predicted model, not a curated record